Molecule: messenger RNA, 5990 nt
Organism: Sclerotinia trifoliorum
Lineage: Eukaryota; Fungi; Ascomycota; Leotiomycetes; Helotiales; Sclerotiniaceae
Source: the annotation of a GenBank genome assembly
GAUAAAAAUAUCUCUAGCGCGAUUGCCCCAAAAAGCUUAAACGCGUCCUAGAGCACUUUGGUACCACACGCGAUUUCUCCUCCACCCAUGUAAGUAAGCUCAAAUACAUCAAUCAUCAAAUAAUAAAUGCAUUCAACCACAAAAUAAUCCACCAUUCCUCUGCGCAUCUCCAAAUUAACCUCAAACGAGAAUAUUUACGAAAACUACAACGCCGCGAUUGGACCUUUCAAUUGAAAAUGGCUCCGCGCCGCGGUGCGAUCGAAUCUCCUGAACCAGAAGAACCAUCUAAGAGCUUAGUCUUUAAUGAGCCAUUAUCAUGGCGCGCAGGGAAGCCCAUUGCGACCGAAACUCUAUUGAAGAGACUUAAGAAGCUCGCGAGUGAGCUGCGAGAUAUGGACCAGGAGGAAAUUGAUAAAUCAUCAUUGACUGUAGUGGCCAAGGAACUUGGGGCGCAGAAUUUAUUAAACCACAAGGACAACGGAGUCAAGGCAUGGGCAGGAUGUUGUUUGGUAGAUAUAUUGAAGCUUUGCGCUCCGGAUGCACCAUAUACUAGUUCGCAGGUUAAGGUAUACCAUCUCAGACAUUCCAAGACAUUAAAUCAGGACCUAACCUUACCAGAAUAUCUUCACCUUCUUCGUCACCACCAUUUUACCAGCCCUCUCUAACCCUAGUCACACAUACAAUACCGAGCACAAAUAUGUUUUGUCAUCUCUCGCAGAAGUCAAAAGUAUCGUCUUGAUGACGGAUCUUCCUAGUGCUGAGGAUCUCAUGCUUCAUCUUUUCAGCACUUUCUUUGACAUUUGCUCCGGUUCCUCAAAAUCUUCUACGGGGGAACAAAUAAGUAAAGAUGUCGAAUACAACAUGUCACAAUGUUUAGUUACUUUGGUGGAUGAAGCGCCAGUGAUGGGUCCUCAUGUUAUCGAUAUUAUUGUUGCACAAUUUCUACGAGCUGCUACGCCUAGUGGAGGUAAAAGCAAGCACGGUGCAAAGGCCGAUGACAAGCAAUCCACGCUAUUGUUGAAAGAUUUACCAGAAGCAUACAAUAUGGCAAAGACGAUCUGUAAUGAUUGCUCUGAUAAGAUGUCUCGUUAUGUUAGUCAGUACUUUAAUGAUGUUAUGAUGGAGGUUUCUACAAGUGGAGGUAAAGCAAACGGACAUCGGAAGGAUGAUGCAGAUUCGGAUGAAGAUGAUGCACCCACAGGGCCAACAGAUUCCGAUCUGAAAGAACUUAACAAGGCCCAUCGACUUCUUAGAGAAUUGUGGCGUGCAUCACCUGCGGUUCUGCAGAAUGUCAUUCCUCAGGUGGAGGCAGAAUUAUCAGCGGAGAAUAUCCAAUUACGAAUGUUGGCUACCGAGACUUUAGGAGAUAUCAUCUCUGGUAUUGGUGCUGCAGGACCACCACCUCUUCCAAACAUGGAUCCAGCUGCCUAUCCACCUGUACGACUUGAUGAUUACCCGGUAACACCCAUCACAAGCAUUCUCAUCAAACCCAGUUCACCACAGUCGUUUUCUCAAACACAUCCAUCUGUUUGGCAUAGCUUCAUUGGUCGAAAAAAUGACAAAUCGCCAGUCAUUCGGUCAGCUUGGACCACAGCCAUUGGCCGAAUCUUGGUUACUCAGGCAGGAGGUAUUGGGUUAAAUCGAGAGGACGAAGUUGCACUGGUCAAGUCAUUGGCAGAGAAGUUGAAUGAUCCAGACGAGAAGGUCCGAAUUGCUGCUGUGAAAGCGGUUGCAAGUUUCAAUCUUGUGGAUAUUAUGGAAAAGCUUGCGCCUAAUGGCCCAGUAACUAAGUCCGGUUCUGUUCUUAGCAACUUGGCCGACCGAGCGAGAGACCGUAAGCCUGCGGUUCGAGCAGAGGCUAUGACAACACUUGGUACGAUAUGGGGUGUGGCUACCGGUGAGAUUGCUGCAGGAAAUGAGAGUGUUAUCGCUUCAUUAGGGGCUAUUCCCUCGAGGAUUUUCGAUGGUUUCUUCGCCAAUGAUUCAGAGCUUAAUGUUGUGUUAGAUCAUGUGAUGUUCGAGCAGCUAUUACCUUUGACAUAUCCUCCUUCCAAGAUCAAAGGCUCGAAGAAUGGUUCGUCUCAAUCCCAGUUAUCUUCCGACGAACCAUUCGAUGCAGACAGAAUCCGAGCAGAGCGCAUCUUAUUGUUAGUUCGAUCUCUUGAUCCUAAACCCAAGAAGGCUUUCUUUGCUAUACAGGCCCGGACAAAGUCAUACUCUGAUGUUUUCAAUGCAUAUAUUAAAAAGUGCGAAGAGUUCAAUGGUGGGGUAACCGAUGGUGAUGCUGCAGAUGCUAGACAAAAGCUGAACGCAGUGAUUGAAUAUCUCCUUCAAUUCUUUCCAGAUCCCCUUCGGACAAGCCAAGAUUUACAUAAAUAUGCGAAGCUUCAUGAUCGGAGAACUUAUCAACUUUUACGGUACACAAUGGAUCCUAAGAGCGAUUUCAAGACUGUUCACAAUGCGAUCAAAGAAUUCUCCAAACGUAUCGAGGCAGCACCCAACGCUCCAGCUGGUCUUCUUGAUACUCUUACACCCCUUAUUUACCGUUCUGCGUUCUUGAUAUACAAUCGAAGUCAUUUGCCUACUAUUCUCCAGUUCUCGAGGACUGAUGAUAAAGGGUUAGGUGCUACAGCUCAAGAGGUCAUGAACGAAAUUUCCGAGAAGAAUCCACAGGUCCUGACAGCGAACAUCAAGGAGUUAUGCAAAACUUUGGAGGAUGAGGCACCAACGGAGACGAAAGAGAACGACGCAGGCACUGUGGCAACCUUGAAAGCAUGCGCAGUAUUUGCCAAAAGCAAGACCGAAUCUAAAUCACUUCCAAAAGACCGCAAGUUUACUCAAACAUUAGUCAAUUACGCAUCCUAUGGAACACCACCUAAGGCUGCCAAAUAUGCGAUAACUCUUUUGAUGGCUGCCACCGACCGAAAGGAGAUGCAUGCAAAGGAUCUUUUGGACGAGUCAUCGAAAGAAUGGGAAUAUGGAGAGGGUCAUUUCUUGACCAAGUUGGCAGCAAUCAGUCAAUUGCAGCUGUUAUCACCCAAGAUUGCCGAUGACUAUAGUAAUGAGAUUCUUGAAAUCACCACCAAAAAAGUUCUUUUACAGGUCCGAACUCCAGCGAAAGAGGCUGAUCCCAGCUGGCAAAAUGAUGAUGAAUUGGAUGAAGAAUGCCAAGCUAAGUGCUGGGCUCUGAAAAUUUUAGUGAACAGGCUGCGUACAGUCGAAGAGGCAGAAAUAAAAACUGUUGCUCAACCCGUCUAUAAACUUUUGAACACAUUGAUCGUUAAUGACGGAGAGCUUUCAAAGAAGCAGGAUACCCCCAGACAUCACAAAUCUCGAUUGAGGUUAUUGGCAGCACAGUUAAUGCUCAAGCUUUGCACUACUCCAGUAUUCGACGAACUUUUAACUCCCGCUCAAUUUGACCGUCUAUCUUUCGUGGCUCAAGACGAGCACAUGAAUGUUAGAAAAGGUUUUGUUGAAAAGCUUCAAAAAUACUUGGUUAAGGAUAAGCUCCCUGAUCGUUUUUACACAACCAUUUUCUUAACUGCUUUCGAACCGGAACAAAACUUCAAAAAUUCAAUCAUCACAUGGAUUCGUUCUCGUGCGAAAGUCUUUGUUGAAUCCAAGACUAUGGUACUGGAGAAAACUCUCCCACGACUGCUCUCACUCUUAGCACAUCACCCAGAUUAUAGUGUUGAACCCAGGGAACUUAUCGACCAUGCUCGUUACAUAUUAUACUACGUGUCUUCUAUUGCGUCGGAAGACAAUCUAGGUCUUAUCUAUAAGUAUGCUCAAAGUGUCAAACAAGCUCGAGAUGCUAUCAACCCUGCCGAAUCAGAAAAUCUAUACGUCUUAAGUGAUCUCGCGCAAGCAGUAAUAUCAAAGUGGGAAGCCAAGAAGGGUUGGACUAUGCAGUCCUACCCGGCCAAAGUUAGGGUUCCUGCAAAAUUGUUUGGACCACUUCAAUCUCACAGUAUAGCUCAAGAAAUUGCUGAAAAGAACUUCAUACCAGAAGAAAUGGAUGAAGAAUUAGACAGGUUGAUUAGAAAUGUGGACAAGAAAAAGGUAUGUCUCAGUCGCACUUAUUUCCAGUCAUGUGUUUUAAGUUAUUUGCUAAUACCAAUCACAGUCACAAAAACGAAAAUCUAUGGAUGAAUCUUCUCUCCCCGUAGCCAAGAAACAGAAAUCGGAAGGAAGACCUAAAUCUACAGCUCCCAAGAAAGAAAGGGUAGCCAAAACUCCUAAGCCAAAGAAAAUCAAAGAGCCAAGAACUCCGGCUAUUAGUAGUGCGGAGAGAAGAAAGAGUGGAAGAGGUACGAGUGCUAGAAAGAGUUAUGUUGAUAGGGAUGACAGUGAGGAUGAGGAUGAAAUGUUGGAAGGAGUUAGUAAGUGGGAGUACUUUGAUAAGGAUGGUAAUAGGGUGGAAUCAGAAGAUGAUGAGGAUGAAGAUGAUGUUGAGGAAAGCGGAGAUGAUGUUGAGGAAAACGGAGAUGAUGUUGAAGAAAAUGAAGAUGAUGCAGAGGAAGAAGAACCGAAGCCAAAAUCGACAGGGAAGGGAAAGGCAAAGACAAAGACACCCAAGAAAUCAGCCCGGACUGUGGUCAGCGAAGAUGAGGCUGAGGAAGAGGAUGUGGUUAUGGAAGAUGAGGCACAACCCGAAGUUGAACCUGAACCUGAACCUGAACCUGAAUCGGAGACCGAACCUACACCACCACCAUCUAAACGUGGAGCAAGAGCAGCGGCUAAAUCAAAAGCAAAGGCAAAAACACCCUCUAAAGCAAAAAAUCAAGCUCCUGUCAUUGAAGAUGAGAAUGAGGUUGAGCAAGUCCAAGAAGAUGUGGAUAUGGAAGAGGAACUCGUAUCUUCGCCUCCGAAACGCGCUUCUAGAUCUGCUAAAGCUACACCUAAGGAUAAGAAAUCGAAUGGCAAAAAAGUCAUACCGCAGGAGGAGGUCGAAUUAGACGAAGGUGACGUGGCAGAUGCGGAUGAUGCAGAAGGAUCAGCGGAAUCGAUAGCACCGGAAGAAAUAUCGCUACCUACUCCUUCUCCUCCACGCGCCAAAAUGAAUACUAGGAAUCCUAGAGCUUCUGGUAGGGGAAGAAAUGGUAGAGGGAAGAAAGCGGUCAGUCCGGAACCUGAAGCUGAGGUUGAAGAAGAGCAAGUACUUCAAAAAGAGGAUUCUCCCGCAGUUGAUGCAGAAGAUGAAGAUGUAGAAAUGGCUGAUGAACCUGAAGUCCAAGCUGAUGUCGAAGAAGAACCUCAAACUAACGGUAAGAAAACUCGUGGUAGUACUAAGUCUCGUGGGAAUAUAUCUACGUUACCUGUUCAAACGAAAUUAAAGGUAGAUAGACAGGUAUUGAAACCGACAAGGAACACAAGGGGAAAGGUUCAAGAAGUGGAGGAGGAAGUUGUGGGGGAGGUAGCGGAGGAGGUGGUUGAAAGUACACCAGUCAGCGCGAAAGCUGGUAAGGGAAGGAAGAUUAGGGAUGUAGUUGGGAGUGGUAGGACGACAAGGGGAAGAGCUAAGUGAUGGGUGAUUGAACGAUGAUGGGAAAUUGAAGAGUGGAGCUGCAGGCAGGAAAAGCGUAUACCCAGUUCGCGUUGCGAAAAGGUUUUGUUUGUUGUAUGGAUAUCUGUUGAUUCUUUUCAUACGAUUGGUAUAUGGCUCAUGGUACAUGAUUUGAUUGGUCGAAUUCAUUCUCGAUAUUCGGUACUAUUUAAAUAUCGCAGCUGAGGGAAUAGUGAUGAUGAGAGGAGAAGUGAAGUUAAGAGGUUAGAUGGGACGGUGAAGGAAAAUGAAGUAUGAAAAGGUGUGGGGGGAAGGAGGGGUAAGAAUGCGCAGGACGGAAGACAGAAAACAGAAAGGAGAAUUAGUAAUUUUAUAUUUAUGGAAACGGAAUACAAAUGAAAUGGAAUAAAGUGGAUGAGUUGUUUAUGUGCUUACUUGCUUGCUUGCUUACUUGUAUUAUUAUUGUUUUUUGUAGAUAUUUAUC